Messenger RNA from Melospiza georgiana, 1789 nucleotides. RefSeq names its product GTP binding protein 10 (gene GTPBP10). Lineage: Eukaryota; Metazoa; Chordata; Aves; Passeriformes; Passerellidae. Bases 183 to 1217 code for a protein of 344 amino acids. Gene Ontology annotation, molecular function: GTPase activity; GTP binding; magnesium ion binding. The record is from RefSeq and is a predicted model, not a curated record. The transcript is spliced from 10 exons. Gene Ontology annotation, cellular component: mitochondrion.
GCUGCCGCCGUGCGGUCCCCGGAGCUCACCCGCCCUCCUGCCCCGUACCCUGUGCACAGCCACGGGCCUGGGCUCGGGCCCGGCGGAGGCUGCCCCCGCCAUGGUGCGGUGCGGCGCCGCGGUGCUGCGGAAGCAACUUCAUAGACGAUUUGCGGGUUUAUGUGAGAGGAGGAACCGGUGGAAUGGGUUAUCCUAACCUGGGAGGGGAAGGAGGAAGAGGUGGUGAUGUCUGGUUCGUCGCCCGAGAAAGGACUACCUUAAAGAGCAUUAGGGAGAAAUAUCCCCAGAAGCGAUUUGUAGCUGGAACGGGAGCCAACAGCAGUGUUAAAGCUCUAAAAGGUGAAAAAGGAAAAGAUUGUGAAGUUCAUGUGCCUUUGGGAAUUUCAGUUGUUGACGAUGAUGGCAAGCAGAUUGGAGAGCUUAAUGCAGCAGGAGAGAGAUUCUUAGCAGCUCGUGGAGGUCUUGGAGGCUCUUUGGCUACAAACUUUCUGCCUUGCAAAGGUCAGAGGAGAACUGUUCACCUUGAUUUGAAACUUAUAGCAGAUGUUGGCUUAGUUGGGUUUCCAAAUGCAGGAAAGUCGUCCUUGUUAAGCAAGAUUUCUCAUGCCAAACCUGAGAUUGCAAAUUAUGCAUUCACAACAAUACAGCCUGAACUAGGAAAGAUCAUGUAUGCAGACUAUAAGCAGAUUUCAGUAGCUGAUCUCCCAGGACUGAUUGAAGGUGCACAUGCAAACAAAGGAAUGGGCCAUAAAUUUCUCAAACAUGUAGAGAGAACCAAACAACUUCUCUUAGUUGUUGAUAUUUCUGGGUUUCAGCUGUCUAUGAAGACUCAGUUCAGAACAGCAUUUGAAACGAUAUUGCUUCUAACAAAGGAACUGGAGCUGUACAAAGAGGAAGUUGUAACAAAGCCUGCACUUCUUGCCAUCAAUAAAAUGGAUUUGCCUUGUGCAAAGGAUAACUUGGAUGAACUUAUGACACAACUAGAGAACCCUCAGGACUUCUUUCACUUACUAGAGGAAGAAAUGAUUCCAGAAAAUACUCUUGAAUUCAGAGAGGUGAUUCCUGUAUCUACAUAUACUGGAGAAGGAAUUGAGGAACUCAAAACAUGUCUAAGAAAAUCCAUAGAUGAGCAAGCAGAGCACGUGAAUGAAGAAUAUCGGAAAAAGAAACUCCUGCUUUUACAAACUUCCAAAGAAGAACAAAUGAAUAGAAGCUGACAUUCCUGAAUGGACCCAGCACAUUUAAUAUUUUAACUAUGCACAUGAAACCUUUGUGCAGACUUUCCAUUUAAUUGUUCCUUCUUCCCUCACUGCCUGCUUCCCUCCAUUUGUUGAGGCACGUGGGUAGGGCACAGUUGGGAAAGAGACAAGGGGUUUUUUAUUUAUGUUGGCUACAAAGCUCAACAAUGUAAAGACCAAAGCAUGUGUAACUCAAAGCACUGCUUGACAACUGAGGCUCCCUGGAAUAUUUCUGCCAAGUGAGAGAAAUGGAGGGAAUAUAACUUGCACAAAGGAGCAAGUUCAACAACUCUGCAUGUCCUGUGGGCAUCAGAAGAACCAAAGGAAGUUCCUGAUGGAGGAAUUUUCCAGGGUCUGGGCCUUCUAAGAUGAACAUAAGUUCUGCUAUUGUGACAGGCUUUGUUGGUUUUAAGAAUUUAAAGGAAAACAUAUAAAUGGCUACUAGGAAGUGACUUGUAGGAGCACAAAAAGCAAGACUGAUGUUGGAGGUUUUUUUGGCACCUGCUGGUGCCUACUGUAGUCAUCUUAGUUGUAUAAAUCCUGAUUUCAAA